Messenger RNA from Leguminivora glycinivorella, 7940 nucleotides. It is a transcript of the gene Asap, whose product is annotated as arfGAP with SH3 domain, ANK repeat and PH domain-containing protein. The record is from RefSeq and is a predicted model, not a curated record. Gene Ontology annotation, cellular component: cytoplasm. Gene Ontology annotation, biological process: positive regulation of GTPase activity; regulation of DNA-templated transcription. Lineage: Eukaryota; Metazoa; Arthropoda; Insecta; Lepidoptera; Tortricidae. Gene Ontology annotation, molecular function: sequence-specific DNA binding; protein binding; GTPase activator activity. The transcript is spliced from 17 exons. The coding region runs from base 200 to 3217 and encodes 1005 amino acids.
CGCGUAGUAGAUGGGCGUACGUUAAAUUAAUGGAUUGAAUUCGAUAUUGUUUUUAUUUGCGCAGAAGUGUUUUGAAGGCGACAAUGGUGGUUAAAGGUUUCGUUUGAUUGUUUGUUAACUGCAUUAAGUGAUGUGUUAGGCGGAACUGAAUGUGAAGUUUGGGAUUUUUUAGUGUGUAAAAAUUGUGAUAGUGAUCACCAUGCCGGGUCUUAUAGGCAUUGGUGAAUUUAUCGAGGAAACUCGUGAGGAUUACAAUUCGCCGACGACUUCCACAUUCGUGUCGCGUAUGCCGCAAUGUCGGCAGAUCAUCGGUGCAUUGGAAGAGACCUUGGAUUUCGACCGAGAUGGCCUAGCAAAGCUAAAGAAGGCCAUUAAGGCGAUACACAAUUCUGGAAAUGCCCACGUGGACAACGAGAUGUACCUCUCCCGGGCGCUGGAACGCCUGGGGGGGAACGCUCUCAGUAAAGACUCUGAGCCGGACAUCGGAGCUGCGUUCUUCAAGUUCGCUGUGGUUACUAAGGAGUUGUCUGCGCUUAUGAAAACGCUGAUGCAAAACAUAAACAACAUAGUUAUGUUCCCGGUGGACAGUCUUCUAAAGGGUGACCUCCGAGGCGUCAAAGGCGACCUAAAGAGGCCAUUCGACAAAGCAUCCAAAGACUACGAGUCCAAGUACCUGAAGAUUGAGAAAGAGAAGAAAUCGCAGGCGAAGGAAGCUGGUCUUAUUCGCAGCGAGGUCACACCAGCGGAGAUAGCUGAUGAGAUGGAGAAGGAACGGAGGCUGUUCCAGUUGCAGAUGUGUGAGUACCUGAUAAAGUUCAACGAGAUAAAGACGAAGAAGGGCAUAGAGUUACUACAGCAUUUGGUGGAAUAUUACCAUGCGCAGACGAACUACUUCCAAGAUGGACUGAAGACGAUAGAGCAUUUUGGAGUGUAUGUGGCGGAUUUGAGUGUACAACUGCAGAAGAUUCGGCAGCAGCAAGACGACGAGAGGAAGAGGCUGUUGGAGUUGCGGAAUAUGCUGCGGGCAGCUGCUCCGCAGGAUAGGGAGGUAGCGUCAUCGUUAGGCGGUUACUCGCUACACCAACUUCAAGGCGAUAAGCAACAUGGCGUCACACGGAGCGGUUAUUUGCUCAAAAAGUCCGAAGGGAAAGUCCGAAGAGUGUGGCAGAAACGACGGUGCCGGGUCACAGCUGAGGGAUAUUUGGAUAUCUUCCACGCGGACGAAAACAAACCGCCCGCGAGGGUCAAUCUUCUUACGUGCCAAAUCAAAGUCGCCGCUGAUGAUAAGCGGGCGUUUGAUCUAGUCUCAUAUAACCGUACUUACCACUUUCAAGCCGAGGAUGACAGCGAGCAGCGAGCGUGGGCGUCAGUUCUAGUCAACUGCAAGGAAGGUGCUCUGAUGAGGGCCUUCCACCAGCAGGCGGGGGAAAGCAAUGAUUCAGGGCAUUCUUUACUGGACCUACAGCGGUCCAUUAUCAGGGCUGUGAGGGCUAUGCCGGGGAACCAAGUGUGUGCAGAUUGCGGGUCUACCAAUGAUCCCACAUGGCUAUCAACAAACUUCGGCGUGAUAGUCUGUAUAGAAUGUUCUGGAAGCCACCGGGAGCUAGGAGUGCACAUAUCCCGGAUCCAGUCUCUCACGCUCGACCGGCUGAGCACAUCGCAGUUGCUCAUCGCGAGGCAUAUGGGCAACCAGAUGUUCAAUGAGAUUAUGGAGAAUAUGCUGGAUGAAAGGGACAAGUUGACGCCGGAAAGCUCAAUGGAAGAACGGCUAAGGUUUAUCCGAGAGAAAUACGUAUAUAGAGCGUGGGCCGCGCAAACGUGUAGAGACGCGGCAGAAAAACUAUCAGAAGUCGAACAUGCAGUCAACAACGGUCACUUACAAAACUUACUGCAAGCGUACGCAGAAGGCGCGGACUUGGCUGCGACACUACCUUGCUCAGACUGCGGCGAAACGGCGUUACACCUAGCAAUCUCCCGGGAACUAGGCGACGGUUCCUUUCUCCACAUAGUUGAUUUUCUAGUCCAAAACGGAGGCGCCCAACUCCUAGACAAAACAACAUCUUCUGGUAUGACUGCGUUACAUUUAUGUGCAGCGACGGAUAGGACAGAACCUAUGAAGUUAUUGUUAAAAGCGGGAGCUGAUGUUAGUAUCAAAGAUGGGAGUGGAAGGACAGCGUUGCUAAUUGCAAGGACGCUAGGACACCACGCGUGUCAAGAAUUGCUGGAAAAUGUAGACAAGCGGGAGAAAAGUAUGUUUGAGAAUAUCAACAUCGACUGGAACUUGUCGCAUGACGAUGGCUCGACAGACUUCUCUGAUGAUGACACAGUCAUCGAUGAAAGGCAAAAUGGAAGUGUAACGCCUGAAAAGAAAUGUCCACGGUCUCGGCCGCCGUCAUAUGCUGGCGCUGGGGAGCGCGAACGUUCGGGCGGCGAUUCCCCCGUGCUUCGGUCGCGGUCGUCAACUUGUGACUCACUACACCACCCGCCUACGCCCACGCCAGGCACGCUGCCUAGGAAACCUAACGUCUACAACAUCGGCAGCCUGAAGAAACGCGCAGCACCAUUACCACCCGCCGUGGCGUUAGCGCACCCGCCGCCGCACCCGCGCUCCACGCCGUCGCCGUCCGCGGACAGCACACGAUCCUUACAUAUGACCCACGGCGCGACAAAGCCGCGACCGGCGCAGCCGCCGCCGACGCCGCCGCCGGGCUCGCUGCUUAACGGCGCGCAUCGCGACGAGCCCACGCCGCCACCAAGAAAGAAGAAAAAUAGAUUGCACCUGGAUAAGGCGAAAGCGAAACUGAGAAGGGAAUGUUCUAGUCAAGACUCAUCACUGGAGCUGUGCGACAUAUCGGACGGUUUAGACGACAGUCGACUCGGAGCGUUGUCGUGUGACAGUUCAAGAUCUCGCGAACGCGGCCGACGGAGCGACAGCCGCUCAUUGGACGUUUCGGACACCUCUAGUGUCCAUUCUCGGUCGCCAUCUGCGUCUAUUACCAUGGUACGUGUUACACUUAUGGGUGUAGGCAUGCGCCGCUGCCGCGCGCUAUACGACUGCUCCGCCGACAACGAGGACGAGCUGUCCUUCCGCGAAGGCGAAGUCAUCGUCGUCAUCAACGAGCGCACCGAGGACGACAACUGGAUGGAAGGCCAAGUAGAAGGGACCGCGCGACGAGGCAUGUUCCCCGUCUCUUUCGUACACAUGCUCCCAGACUAGGAGCGAGCGAGAUGGCUGUAGGUUUGAUAGCUAGGUUCCUUUUAACAUGCCCAGUGCAAUCUAUGCUGAUUUGAAACCGCUUUGAGUUUGUACGUCGUUGACAUAUACAGUCGAUUGAGUAUUCAAACGAAUUUUAUAGUCUACUGUGUGCGGAUUAGGAAUAAAAGAGACGGGUGUAGUUCUCAUAGCUAUGUAGUUGUUCUUUUUAACACUCUCAGUGCCAUGCUAAGAAUUGAAAACCCAGUCGAAUGUGUACUUCAUCGAGGAUAAGUUAUACGGUCGGUUGAGUUUUCAAACGAUGGUUUUUGUAUAUUUACCGAGCGCAAUAGUUAAGAUACAUGAGAUAUUUUUGGGCAAUGACGUAGUAGAAAAAUUCAAACAUAUUAAAUGUGACAUUUUCAGGUAAAAUGUACCACAUUGCCACUUAUACAAACGACGAAAUUGCUAACACGAGCGUCCUUUUACUUAAGCGACAAUGUGAUACAUUACGUUUGAGUACGCCACAAACAAUAUGGAGUACUUAUUUUUAUUGUGUAAAUAGUUAAAUUAUCGACACCCGUGAACGCCAAAGAAUAUUUCACGCUACGAAAUACAAGCACUUUUCAGCUAAGCACUGGCCGUGUUAAAUAUUGGAUAUAUUGUUCCUUUCAAAUUUGAGGAUAAGAAUAACUCUCAGAAAGGUCUAUGCAAUGUCUUGUGAACGUGUCGUGUCAUACAAAAUUGGUUGUAAUAGAUGUUCUGUGUUCAAAGUGGAUAAAAUGCUAUAUGAUAUACCAUGUCCAGAGUAUAAAUACUGGAUCUAGUAUAUCGUGUAGAGGAAUAACUAUGUAAUUUUGAAAUCGUACGUGACUGUGUACAUUUUUAAAGUGUUCAGGAGUGAAUCAUUAAAAUUUAAUACAUUUUGGUCUGAAAGUUAUCUUGUAAUUCAGACAGUUUCAUCUGUCUAUAUGUGUGUGUUACACGCUUUGUAAGACUGUAAGCGUGUGCUUCUAUUCGCUUAGGCGUGCCCUAUCUUUGUUAUUUCGAAAUGACAAUUGUUGAUUGAAACGCAGUCUGCCUUCGUCGCGCCAAUAUGGCACAGCGAGAGAGAUAGCUACAAUAACGGUAUUGUCGUAAGCGUUUGUGUGAUACCCAGAACAUUUCUUCGACAAACGCGAACCCCAUUUUUGGCCCCAUUAGGGUUAAGCUUUCCGCAGUGAAGCUCUAUAAAGUUCUGAUCAAUAUCUACGAAAUAUCAGGGUCUAGGGCUAGCCUUCGAGAAUGACAUUAUUUCACAUCUUAAAGUAUGGUCUGCUAAAUUGGCCUAACGCUAUUCAUUUCCAAGUUUUCCAAUACUAUGAGCUUAUUUUAAGUCUAGCAUGUUUUAAUACUCUGAUCGUAUUUGAUAUACACACUGUUAAAAUAGUUUUGAACAUUCAGCUGUUAAAUUCUGUAGCGCAGUAACUACAGUUAACACUGCAUUCGAUUUUAUUAACUUAUUUCAACAAAAUAAGGCAUAUACAAUAGCAUUAGUUUAAAAUUGUUGUUACUGCAUAUGUCGGCGACCGGUCGUAAGAUUUAUUUGUAAUAUUUUGACGGUAACUCAUAUUAAACCAAUCAAAAUGUAAUGAUAAUAGCUUCAUAAGGACGCCCAAAGGUCAAAUUAUUCAGAAAAAGUAGCCCCGCAUAGCGGGCCUUCGUCGCGUCGACUCAGGGAUAAAAAUUUCAUGAACUACCGGAUAUUACGAUCUGCCGCCAACAGAUAUAAAACCUCCUGAGUCCUGGUAGCAUUUGUUUUGUUUUUGAAUUUGUAACUUUCUGUUUCUUAAUAAAAAUUCAAAAAAAUGUACAAAAAUUUAUACUCGAGGACUUGGGAGGAUAAGCUCAUUUUAUCAAGGCCAGUAUAUAGGCCAUACAGGGCUUAGAUAAACACGGCACACCAAUUUAUAAUCAAUGUGAUAUCACUCAACCAUUUGUAUAGUAUUUAUUGUUUUUAUACAGAAAUUUUAAUAGGUACUCAUACAUUUGAACCAUUCCAAUUUUCACUGAACUGAUAAGUUAUCAUGAAAUUAGCGCGUUAAGUUUUAAAAUUGCCUAAAUUUAAAUUGUCGCGAAGUUGCGUAGCUUUAUUGCUCUAACACCAAGGACCUAUUUCAUAUAAAAUUAAUGUAGUCUGAUGUAAUAUUAUAAAAUAUUAUGGUGUGUACGGGCGGUCAGAAUGAAUAAUUUUUUACAUUGACCCGAGCUCAAUCUGUAUCGUAUGCGCAUAACUCCUUGCAUUCGACUCGGAGUGUCUUUGACAGUCGGCAUGGACGAAACAAGAAUAUAAUAAAUACGCGCAUGUACCUAAUAGAAAUAGAAACAGACUAAUCAAUGUAUGCAAUUAUUCAUGCUAAGCAUGGUUACUUUAUUUAUCGCAUGAAACAGGUCCAAGUACUGUAAAUUUUGCCAGUAGCUAGUCCGUCCCUUCGCGGCUUUGCUCGCUUCCGAAACUCAAGUUUCGCGAAGGAUUUUGAUACAUUUAUUUCAAUUUUAAACUUUGGAAUUGUAAUUAUAAUAAUUGACUGUAGCUUACUUCUUUUGUCAUACAUUUAUCGACGUUUGAAUAGCUUGUUAAAAUUAGUAACUAUUGAACCAAUAUUAUUAAGAUUUAGAAAAGCCUAGGAUGUGAGACUUCAGUUACACAACAAGGCAAUAAAAUAAAGCACCAGGAGAAAAUUCCAGUCAAUGAAAAUAGUUCUUUAGAAUUAGUAACUUUACUAAAUAUAUGUAGUGAGUAACUUAAGCUUCCUGUCUUGAAAUCAACUAAACACAAUACGAAACUAUAGUGUGUUCGAUAUAUUCAGAUAGAUACGCCAAAAACUAUGUGAUGAGUAGUUGAAAAUAUCAGUUACAAACUUCGGACCAGUGACUGUUUGUUAUCUAGUUUGUUCUUGUAGAAUAUUGAGGUGUCUUAGAUUGUUGGUGCAUGUCUACAGAGUUGUGUGUGGUGAGAGAGACCUGAGACGCUGUACUGCUAACAAAAAAUCGAAAUGCUUCUUCAAAAUAAGGUUCUUUUUUGAGACAGUUACGGGUAUUACACUGCGAACUGGCUCAGUCGGGAGCUUCAACAAUCGUGGUGAAUUGCAAUGUAAAUGAGAAUUCACAAGAGCUGGCACAGAUGGAGUGAAUGAAUGAAUGAAAAUAUCUAUGUGUGUGACAGAUAAAUCAGUAAAUUAGUGACUCCUGACAAUUAGGACUUUAUACCGAUAAAAGUGUCACUCAUACAAUCAAGUUGUCGGUUCCUCCAUUCGUGUCAGCUUUCGGAAAUGAUAGUUUCGUUGGACCUACUGACUGCGCCAGUACGCUAAUAAUGUAUAAGGUAAUAACAUGGAAUUAGUACCUUAAUGUCGAACAAUGCAGUGCAGGCUGGGGAACUCCUUCAAAUGAAUGUUCUCAGCAAUUUUUUUUUCACCUUGACAACUAACUACUUUUGAAAUUACUCACAAGACCAAUUUUUUAUUAUAUUGGAAAAAAUGUAACUAAAUAGUCCUUUGAUCUCUCUCAAUAUAUACAACUAAACUUGUUGUAACUGUUAAAUUUUAACAAUUUCCAUGUUUUCAAAAUAGAGGAUAUAAUUAUCGAGAUGCAGAUCUAUUUCAAUAUUCUUAGCAAUAGUUAUAGGCUAUAUUAUGAAAGAACAAAUCCUGUAAAGAAAUUGUAUCAACACAUUCCCUAUAAUGCUUACGAUGGUCAUUUACAUUCACAACAAAUGUACUUUUAUCCCUUUCACGCCCAUUGGCGAAAAAGAAAGAGAUAUAGAACAAUUGUUAAUCUACGUGACCAUCAUAAGAUAUCUUGUAACUUUAGUUUGUUUGUAUAUUGGGUUCAUUUACUCGCAUAGUUAUUAAGAAUUGCAGAUUGUAAAGCGUUACAGUUACCCACAUUACCGCAUGCGAUGCCAUACAUUAGUAUUAUUUAAACAGUUACAGUAUGUGUUUUGUUAAGAGAAAGUGGUAUAUAUGUGUGCUUGUGAGUUCCGAACAGCUCCAAAUGUUUGUUAGUCUUUGUUUAAAGUAUUGUUUCAAGGUGCGCUUCUUCCUACAGUAAAAGUUAGCUACUUGUAUUACUGGAAAGGACCUUGCACAAGGACCUUGAUGGAAAUACAUCUGGUUUAAGCAAAAUUCGCUAGUUCUGUUGUUUCGAUGGAUUGAGUUGGAUUGAGUCACGAUUCUCGAUCGAUUUUACUGCAGCGUUUUUUAUUUAAAAAUACUUGGAAGAAAUCAAUCGUUCCAAGUAGAGAAACAACAUUCGAGCUUAAAAUUGGGGCGCCGGUUAAAUUUGCCAUGAUUGUAUUACAGCUACCAUCUCUUAUCUGAAAAUAGUUAAUGUCGAAUUUUCGAUUCGAUUUUCGCAAAGUAUUUCUUUCCCAUCUCAACUGAUAAUGUUACUGUAUACGCACAGUUGAUUUUUCGCGCUCUUGGAUACAUUAUAUCUGUUUACGCAUUCCAGACAUGAAAAAUGCUCCAAAUUACGUGAUCAAAUCAAAGCAAAGCAAUUCAAUAUUCAAAAGCUUAUGCAUACGUAUCUACCAUAACUAAAGGAUUACCUACAUUAUAGGCCGUCAGUUAGAUAAUCAAAAAAAUUUAGACACGUAUUUUUUCUUUUUUCUCGUAAACGAAAAAUGACGACGGUACAGAGUGCAUUGAAGUUUCGCGUGACGUCACGCCUAGGUACAAUUUUUACUUAGAAGUUAGAAGUGACG